This is a messenger RNA of Mycosarcoma maydis (corn smut), 765 nucleotides long. RefSeq names its product 5-formyltetrahydrofolate cyclo-ligase. The coding region runs from base 1 to 765 and encodes 254 amino acids. Gene Ontology annotation, biological process: tetrahydrofolate interconversion; folic acid-containing compound biosynthetic process. Lineage: Eukaryota; Fungi; Basidiomycota; Ustilaginomycetes; Ustilaginales. The record is from RefSeq and is a predicted model, not a curated record. Gene Ontology annotation, cellular component: mitochondrion. The transcript has 2 exons. Gene Ontology annotation, molecular function: 5-formyltetrahydrofolate cyclo-ligase activity.
AUGGCUGCAACCUCGGCAGCAGUGUCGCUUCGCAUGUCCAAACGACAGCUGCGCAAAUCCAUGGCACAGACACUGGCCAACAUGCGGCCAGACGAGAUCGCCAGUCAAUCGCAAAAGGUCGCCGAGCAGGUGCUAAAGUCACAGACCUACGCUCGCGCUCGUUCGAUUAGCGUGUAUAUCAACAUGGAUGUGGGAGAGGUAAAAACCGACGAGAUAUGUCGAUCUGUGCUCAAAGACGGCAAAAAGCUCUAUGUGCCUUUGUUUGCUUCACCAGCUGCUCCGGUCACCGCAUCCGGGCCGACGGUGUCAUCAGCUCCAGUACAAGUCAAGACAGAAUUUGCAACAGACAUGAUCAUGCUUAGGCUACGCAGUGUGGCAGAAUACGAAUCCAUGGCGGUAAAUCGAUGGGGAAUACGCGAGCCCCCAUUGACCUAUGCUGACGGAACCAUUCGUGAGCAAGCGCUCGACGAGACGACUGGGGGAGAUGGGCUGGAUCUUAUCCUUGCCCCGGGCGUCGCCUUUGACCAGACGGGUGGUAGGUUGGGUCACGGCAAAGGUUACUACGACCGAUACCUCACACGCGCAGAAGAAUGGGCUUCUCAAUGUGGUGCGUCACCACCUGUGACGAUGGCGCUAGCACUGCGAGAACAGGUGCUUCCAGCGUCCGAACGUGUUCCUGCUGAUGAGCGUGACCGUGUCCUUGACGGUAUCAUCUCGCCAGACGGUACGAUUUUACCUUCAACAUCCUCACGGUGGUCUCGAUAA